Molecule: messenger RNA, 1122 nt
Organism: Kazachstania africana CBS 2517
Lineage: Eukaryota; Fungi; Ascomycota; Saccharomycetes; Saccharomycetales; Saccharomycetaceae
Gene: TPK2
Product: cAMP-dependent protein kinase catalytic subunit TPK2
Exons: 1
Coding region: 1-1122 (373 amino acids)
Biological process (GO): peptidyl-serine phosphorylation
Cellular component (GO): nucleus; cAMP-dependent protein kinase complex
Molecular function (GO): ATP binding; cAMP-dependent protein kinase activity
Source: RefSeq, a predicted model, not a curated record
AUGAUGGAGACACAUGCGCAGUAUGUAGACUACUUGCCCACGAAGGAAAAACAAGAGACGUCCCAGGAAUUGGAAGACACGGCUCAGCAGCAACAGAUACUGUAUCAAAAGGCGAUGAAUCAAGAACAGCCGUCGGUAUUACAGCAACGAUCUACCGUCUCUAAGGGUAAGUAUACGUUGAAUGAUUUCCAGAUAAUGAGAACUCUGGGGACAGGGUCCUUUGGUAGAGUGCAUUUAGUUAGAUCUGUUCACAACGGUAGAUACUAUGCUAUUAAAGUAUUGAAAAAGCAACAGAUCGUGAAAAUGAAACAAAUUGAGCAUACAAACGAUGAAAGGAGAAUGCUAAAAUUGGUAGAACAUCCUUUUCUAAUUAGAAUGUGGGGCACAUUUCAGGAUUCCAAUAAUCUUUUUAUGGUCAUGGAUUACAUCGAAGGAGGUGAACUUUUUUCACUGCUAAGAAAAUCGCAAAGAUUUCCAAAUCCCGUGGCUAAAUUUUAUGCUGCCGAAGUUGUAUUGGCGUUAGAGUAUCUGCACUUCAACAAUAUCAUCUAUAGGGAUUUAAAACCUGAAAAUAUCCUACUGGAUAGAAAUGGUCACAUUAAGAUAACUGAUUUUGGUUUUGCUAAAGAAGUUACGACAGUGACAUGGACUCUUUGUGGUACUCCCGAUUACAUUGCACCGGAAGUCAUUGCUACAAAGCCUUACAAUAAAUCAGUUGAUUGGUGGUCUUUAGGUAUAUUAAUUUAUGAAAUGUUGGCAGGCUAUACACCAUUUUAUGAUACGACCCCAAUGAAAACUUAUGAAAAAAUUUUGCAUGGUAGAGUCACAUACCCAUCUUUUUUCAAUUCAGAUGUAGUCGAUUUACUUUCUAAAUUGAUUACUGCCGAUUUAACGAGAAGAAUCGGUAAUUUACAAAACGGAACUCAGGAAAUCAAAUCGCAUCCAUGGUUUAGUGAGGUCGUUUGGGAAAAAUUAUUAAGUAAAGAUAUUGAAACACCAUAUGAACCCCCUAUCGUCUCUGGUGUUGGUGAUACAUCAUUAUUUGAUCAGUACCCUGAAGAAAGAUUGAAUUACGGUAUUCACGGUGAAGAUCCAUAUGAAGCUUUAUUUACAGAUUUCUAA